Molecule: messenger RNA, 1866 nt
Organism: Paramacrobiotus metropolitanus
Lineage: Eukaryota; Metazoa; Tardigrada; Eutardigrada; Parachela; Macrobiotidae
Product: splicing regulatory glutamine/lysine-rich protein 1-like
Exons: 6
Coding region: 217-1650 (477 amino acids)
Cellular component (GO): nucleoplasm
Molecular function (GO): RNA binding
Source: RefSeq, a predicted model, not a curated record
AAAAGUCAAAAGAGUUUCAAAAGAUCAAAACUAGCCUUGUGGGAAGUAAAGCCUUAAAAAGUUUCGUGGUUUGUCACUCUGUCUUAUUCUAAGUGUAAUUUCGGAAUCCGAAACGUUUUUUCAACAGAGAACCCUGCAGUAUAAGUGCGUCGUGUGGGCUGGUGAUUUGAUACUCUGUUCCUUUGAGGAGUUCCAGUUCGCCGUCUGCCUCUAGAAAUGGAGACGAAGGUGGUGCAGGUUACCAAUAUUUGCCCCAAUAUCAAUGUGGAACAGCUAAAGACGUUUCUUGGCUUUGUGGGUCGACUGGAGCAAAUCCGCCUGUAUCCCGAGCGUGUCCAGAUCACUCCAGGCGGAAUGAGUCCGGGAACCACGAAAGUGUGCUACGCUAAAUUCCACAAGCAAGAAGACGCAGCCGUGGCCCUGCAUCUGACCAACACCGUCUUCAUUGACCGGGCACUAAUAGUCGUGCCCGUAGAGACAGGAGUCAUUCCGGAUGAGCAGGAAGGUCUGAGAAAUGCGGCACAAAUGGGAUACGCGGGGUACCUGACAAACUCAUCUGCCAACGAUGUUUUUGGCCAACUUGACGGUGCGUCGAUGGAUGCCUUUGCAGAUUCUAGUGACGAACUAAGUCGCACCGUGUACAUUGACAAUUUAUCGCCGGAUGCGGUGUCCAAACCGGAAAUGUUGCUAGACUUUUGCAACCAAAUCGGCGAAGUUAAAUACGUUCGUCUGGCUGGCGAUAAUCCCGUGAAGGCCGCUUUCGUCGAAUUCUCCAGCCAGGCCUCUGCACAGGAAGCACUGAGCCAGGACGGUGUGCUAUUCUGUGAACAGCCAAUCCGUAUUAGUCUUUCCAAUUCUCUCAUUGACAAACCUCAGCUGAAGAGUAAUUCGGAUGCUCAGAAGGAGAUUGAAGCCGCCAUGGAUCAGGUGCGACGAGCGGAAAGUCUCAUUACUGCCCAUGCCUCCAUCACCGAUCCGAUUCCGCUGCCUGGCAGCAUCAACAAAUCGGCCAUUCGGCCACGCACCAAGAGCCGUUCACCUCCUCCGAAACGGCGAAGUCCUUCGCCGCCUCCAAAGCGCAGCAGUCGCCGUGAGUCGGAAAAGGAGUCGUCGCGUCGACGGAGCAGUCGCAGUCGUUCACCCAGGCGACGGUCCAGAACCCGAUCCCCUGAUAGGUCGAGUCGACGCCGUAGAAGCUCCAGAAGCCGCGAACGUUCCAUUGAAAAUCGCAGAAAAGAAAGAGAAAAAUCGAGAGAGCGUGAAAGAGAACGAGAAAGGGAGCGAGAACGUGAACGUGAGCGCGAACGAGAAAAAGAGCGAGAACGGGAAAGAGAACGCGAAAAGGAAAAGGAACGUGAGCGUGAGAAACGCGACAAGGAGAGAUCGAAAGAGAAGUCACGAAAGCAAAAGGAGCGUGAUAGGUCAGAAUCCGAGGAACGACCUUCGCACAAAAAGAAGCACAAGAAAGAAAAGAAGCGCAAACAUAAGGAUUCUUCCCGAUCUCGGUCGCGCGAACGGGAUGCGAAAAACAACGGCAACGGUUCCGGGGCCAAAGUUAAAUCUCGAAAGUCUAAAACGCCCGAUUCUUUGGGGGGAAAAUCACCCAGCCGGGCCAGUCAUCGGAGUGACGCCAUGGAAUCCAGCCCGUAGAGCUGUGUAAUAUAACAAUGAUGUUCUCUUUACUUUACUACUGGAUAAUUUUAGAAGAUUUGUAAUUGUAAAUGAGCUCUCGGUUCCGGCACUAAUGUUUUACAAUUUGACUACUUUCGUUUUUGUUAAAGUUAGUUUUCGGAAUGAUGCUAUGACCCGAAUCAACCGUAGCGCAGUUACUAAUCAUCCUGACUCCACCGGAUAGGUGCACUUGUA